Molecule: messenger RNA, 1251 nt
Organism: Medicago truncatula (barrel medic)
Lineage: Eukaryota; Viridiplantae; Streptophyta; Magnoliopsida; Fabales; Fabaceae
Product: NAD(P)H-dependent 6'-deoxychalcone synthase
Exons: 4
Coding region: 72-1019 (315 amino acids)
Molecular function (GO): oxidoreductase activity, acting on the CH-OH group of donors, NAD or NADP as acceptor
Source: RefSeq, a predicted model, not a curated record
CCACCCUUUAUUUCACAACAUCCAAUAAUUCAACAUUCUUAUCAUCACAUCAACCUAACAGAACAAACAAAAUGGCUGCUACACCUACAGUCCCUGAAGUAGUCCUCCCCUCCUCCACCGGACAACGGAAAAUGCCGGUGAUGGGCCUCGGCACGGCACCCGAAGCAACCAGUAAGGUUACUACAAAAGAUGCUGUCCUUGAAGCCAUCAAACAAGGUUAUAGACAUUUUGAUGCUGCUGCUGCAUAUGGUGUGGAAAAAUCUGUUGGAGAAGCUAUUGCAGAAGCACUUAAACUUGGACUUAUUUCAUCUAGAGAUGAACUCUUUGUUACUUCUAAAUUAUGGGUUACUGAUAAUCAUCCUGAGCUCAUUGUUCCUGCUCUGCAGAAAUCUCUAAGGACUCUUCAACUAGAAAACUUAGACCUCAUUUUGAUCCAUUGGCCAAUUACUACUAAACCAGGUGAAGUUAAAUACCCUAUUGAAGUAUCAGAGAUUGUGGAAUUUGAUAUGAAAGGUGUGUGGACAUCAUUGGAAGAAUGUCAAAAACUUGGUCUCACGAAAGCCAUUGGAGCCAGCAACUUCUCAAUCAAGAAGCUUGAAAAAUUGCUAUCCUUUGCAACCAUCCCUCCUGCUGUGAAUCAAGUGGAAGUCAACCUUGGAUGGCAACAAGAGAAACUUAGAGCCUUCUGCAAGGAAAAGGGUAUUGUGGUAACUGCCUUCUCACCCCUUAGGAAGGGUGCUAGCAGGGGUGCUAAUUUAGUGAUGGACAAUGAUAUACUCAAAGAAUUGGCUGAUGCUCAUGGCAAGACUAUAGCUCAGAUUUGUCUUCGAUGGCUAUAUGAGCAAGGAUUGACUUUUGUGGUUAAGAGCUAUGACAAGGAGAGGAUGAACCAAAACUUGCAAAUCUUUGAUUGGUCAUUGACUGAGGAUGAUUACAAGAAAAUUAGUGAAAUCCAUCAAGAGAGACUCAUCAAAGGACCAACCAAGCCUCUUCUUGAUGAUCUAUGGGAUGAAGAAUGAAGAAUCAGUUCAAUUUGAAACAUUGGAUUUUGCUACUUACUCUCAAUAAAGCAAGUCUGUCUCAUCAUAGUGGUUAUUAUGAGUACACUUUGUUAGGUGCAGUUGCAAGUAUUUUAUUUUCAAGAGUUUUGAUUCUACAUGUACGGAUUGUCAAAAUAUCAAUUUUAAUUGGAGUGAAUCUUCCUACUUUUCUUGCAUUGAGAAAUGAUAUUUGAAUAAUCAUUUUUUAUAA